UGAUACCCAUCGCAGCGCUGUGGAUUUGUCGGCAGGCAUCUGUAAAUCUUCUCAUUCAUGUCGCAUGCACCCUAAAGUCGCCUCGAAAUCUCUGCGUCGCGUCGGCGCUCCGCUGCGUUGCCAACCGUCACCCGAGUCGCCUGCAAAUCAGUCGCAUUCACUCACGUCUGGCUGCAUCGCGUCAGCCACCCAGUCAUAAUCUGCCUGAGUCAUUCCACAUCGCUGCCCCAGUGUUAGCACCUCCCUUUGCCGCUCAUUGCUUGCACCAUGGUCGCUAGUCGUAGACGUCCAUUCCAAAUCGAAGAUCCUACUGCAUCCGAUCCAGACGACGGCGAUUACGGAGCGUCUUCGCCGCAGCAGCCCAAAACGCCCCGGCGCUCACGCACCACCAAAACCCCCAACAAGAAGAGCCAACCAAAGAAGAAGCGCGACAGAUACGGUGGUGCGAACGACGAUAUAGUCGAUACGGAGGACGACGACGACGACGACGACGACGUAGACGAAGAGUCGUUUGCCGGUUCCGAAUCGAGCGAGCAGUCAGAAGUCGAAGUCAACCACCGCACCGGUCGCCCCUCCAGGUCUGCAGCCAAGAAACCGAUUAAAUACGAGGAACCGAGCGAGGAGGAUAUUGUCGAAGAAGAAUCGGACCGUCCCACAACUUCUCGAGCGAAAAGAGGCAGCAAACAGAAGCCUGCCUCGCUGAUCGUCAAACUGAAGGUCCCAAUUUCCAGAAACACCCGCUCGAGGUCCACUCGAGCGGCUAGCAAGUCUUUUGGUCGAGGUACUACCCCAGAGUUUGUGGGUACUCGUAGGAGUAGUCGCAUCUCUCACGAUCGCGAAUUACCGCUCGCCGCCCUAGGAGAGUCUGGAAAAUACGCCGUUACUGUCCGCCCGGGCACACGAAGCCCUGAACCUGAAGCACCGCAACACCGCCCUCUCCAUCCGAGCCAAGGCCGCAAAGGACCCGUCAAGCAUCCCAGUACCAUCAUAGAAGCAUCGCAAGAAACCUCGGGGCCCUCGAUGCUCGACGCUGAAGGUGAACCUGACGUCGGAGGUGAGCUGGAGAAGCAGGUGGAACCAAGCCAAGCUGUCAACAACAUGGAGAUUCAGUACGAAACGGUGGAGGAUCCUCAGCCUGAAGAGGCUGUCAUACAGGAGUCGACCCAGGAGGAUGCUGAGGGUGAAGAAGACAGUGAUGAAGGUCCUGUCACUCGCAGUCGUAACGUGAGGACUAUUAAUACAGUUGAAGAAACCACGGAGGACCGACCACGGACUAGAGGCGCCUUGAAGCGGCGCGCCGUCGAUGAAAGCAGCGACUUUGAGCCUGUUGAUGAUGACAAGCAAGAGGAAGAGGAUGAGGCCGAGUCCGAUGUCCAUCCUCGUAAGCGCCAAAAGAGUUCCACCGAUGAUAGCAGUUCGCGCAGGCAAUCGGCUCGCUUGGCUGGUAAAACUAGAUCGUCGCAGAGGAGCCGCCAUAACUCUGAAUCCGAAGAUGAGUUAGAUCAGGAUGAACUCGCCGACGAGGCAGCUGACCUGGAGCUUGAUCGCCGAGAACGCCGCCGGACCCGCAACACUCGUAGAGAAAAGGCCGUCUACGAGGACGAUCAACCGAAGCUCCGCAAAAGAAACCAAAAAGUUGACUAUCGCCUUCUUCGUCCAGAGAACAAUAUACAGUUCGACGAUGAUGACGCCGCCCCUGCAGCAACUCCGUCACGUAACAGGCGCACAAUGGUAGGCGGUUACCGUGGCGGAAUGCUUCCGGUAGGAGGUCCAUUUGGCGGGUUUCUUAGCAACGGCCCUGAAGCCGCUGGUGGAGCAGAUACAAGCGACAGUGAAGACGAAAUUCAAAUGCCGACUGGCGGUGGCGGCGUGAUUGGCCUGGCCAGUCCAAAUGCACCAGGAAAAAAGCCUACAGCCUUGGCACAUAAUGCCGAUUCUAAGCAGAAAGGGCUUGGAGGGGGACCUGCUAACCUAGGGAAGCUUGACAAGGACAGAGCAUUGUCGGACUCCAACCCUCUUGGCGUUGACGAGAGUGUCAAUUUCAAAGGCGUUGGUGGUCUCGAUGAUCACAUCAAUCAGCUCAAAGAAAUGGUCACUCUCCCACUGCUCUAUCCAGAACUUUUCCAGAGGUUCCAUAUGACACCGCCACGCGGUGUCCUUUUCCACGGUCCUCCCGGUACUGGUAAGACGCUGCUGGCUCGUGCUCUAGCGAACGCCGUCAGCAGCAACGGGAAGAAGGUUACGUUCUACAUGCGCAAGGGCGCUGAUGCUCUGAGCAAGUGGGUUGGUGAGGCCGAAAGGCAACUCCGCCUUCUCUUUGAGGAUGCCCAGAAGAACCAGCCAAGUAUUAUCUUCUUCGAUGAGAUUGACGGUCUUGCUCCUGUGCGGUCAAGCAAGCAGGAGCAGAUUCACGCUUCCAUUGUGGCGACUCUGUUGGCUCUUAUGGACGGCAUGGAUGAUCGUGGUCAGGUGGUGGUUAUUGGUGCAACCAAUCGCCCCGACUCCGUUGAUCCGGCUCUUCGUCGCCCUGGUAGGUUUGACCGCGAGUUCUACUUCCCGCUGCCUAGUCAGGCCGCCCGUCGCUCCAUCAUCGACAUUCAUACCAAGGAUUGGAACCCGCCUCUCCAGCCCGAGUUCAAGGAUCAGCUCGCCGACAUGACCAAGGGCUAUGGCGGUGCUGACUUGCGUGCCUUGUGUACGGAAGCGGCUCUCAACGCGGUGCAAGGCACAUACCCGCAGAUAUACGGUUCUACGAAGAAGCUCAUCAUUGAUCCAGCCCAGAUAAAGGUUUUGGCAAAGGAUUUUAUGAUAUCGAUCAACAAAAUCGUUCCGUCCUCCGAGCGUUCAAACAACGCUGCUCCUGCACCGCUUCACAAAUCAAUCGAGCCUCUUCUUCGAAUGCAGCUCGGCAACAUCUCCCAUGUCAUCGACCGGUUAAUUCCGCAAAAGAAGAAGUUGACCGCCCUAGAGGAGGCCGAGUUCGAUGAUCGCGAUGACGCUUUUGCUUUCGAGCGUGCCAACAUGGAACGCGAUUUUGACCGCGCCAAGAUCUUCCGCCCGAGACUUUUGAUUCAAGGCGUGCAAGGUAUGGGCCAACAACACCUCGGCUCAGCAAUUCUCCACAGGUUUGAGGGUAUGCAUGUGCAGUCUUUUGAUCUUCCCACUCUGCUUGGAGAUACCGCAAAAUCCCCGGAAGCCUCUAUCGUCGAGCUCUUCAAGGAAGUGCGUCGUCACAAGCCUUCCGUUAUUUAUAUCCCCAACGUCAACGUGUGGUAUCAGACCGUCAGCAACGAAGUCAUGAGCCUUUUCAAGAGUCAACUCCGUGCUCUUCCGGCCAAUGAUGCUGUUCUGGUUCUGGGGAUGAUGGAACUUGAGCACGAGUCUGAAAAGCUUGAUCCCAGCAUGUUGAGGGAUUUGUUUGGAUAUUCCACAAAGAACAUCUACAAGGUGCAGCGUCCGGACGAAGCCUCACGUAAAGAGUUUUUCGAGAACGUUAUUGCUUUGAUCCGCAAGCCGCCAACAGAGUUCCCCGAUCCAAACAGGAAGAAACGCCAGUUGCCUGAAUUGGAAGAAGCACCGGAGCCCAAGGAAGAGGAACAUCGGCCGACUCGCGAAGAGCUUCAAAAUCACGUGUUGUCAGACCGCCACGUGCUGAACUGCCUGAAGAUACUUUUGCAACCCAUCAUGGAUCAGUUGAAGCUCAAGUACAAAAAGUUCCGUACGGGUAUCGUCGAUGAAGCAGCACUAGCUUAUCUCUGGGCUGAGCUGGACCCUAACUAUGUCAAGUCUGAUGUACAGCAAGAGAGGCCGUACGAGUGGGCAGUGGACAAACAUGGUCGGCAGGGAUUUGUGGACACCGCCUCCCAAAAGUUUUUCUAUAACAUGGACAUCACUUACAUCGAGCGCCGUUUGUCCAAUGGCUUUUACAAAACGCCGGGCGACUUCCAAAGUGAUGUUUGGACUAUAGUGAGAGACGCUAAAUCGUUUGGCGACACUGAGAGGCACCUGAAAGGCAACGAGAUGCUUACAAACGUUGAAGUUGACAUCCAGAUGAUCAAGACGAAUAACCCUCAGCUGAUCUCUGAUCUGGAAGGCGUUGCUUACAGGGAUUAUUGGAGAGGUGUUUACAAGGCGGAGGAUGUCAAAAAGAAGCAGAAGAAGAAAGAAGCGGGCAACCAAGUUGUCGAUGUUUCCAACACGACUGAUGAGCUCUCUGGCCCCAUCACCCUCGGCGAAAAGUUGCCUGAACCUCAUCCGCUGCCUCCUUCCACACCGGUCCGCCGAAUUGGACCAAGUUCCUUGUCGAAUGGAUAUUCCACUUCUGACAACACGACCGUUCAGCGCCAGAGCAACGGAACGGGAAGUAUCACCAAUUCUUUCCAGCAUGAAGGCGACAGUCAUGAGAACGACAGUCAAGAGCAGGAGUCUCAAGAGCAUCGCGACAAGCGGCCCCGGCUCGACGAAGGAGAAGCUGCGAGCGGUCUCGACACGCAGCAACGCUCGCAGAAGUCGUCUCAUAUGCAAAUGGCACCAAACACGCAGCCCGGAGACUACCAAAACAGUGCCUCGACGACUACGUCCGGACAAAAGACUUCGGACCGUUCGCACCGCUCUUCGGGUCCAUUCCAAAACUCGCAGAGCACCACCAAUGGCGUGACCCAAGGCCUACACCCCGACUUCGCAUCCGGGCCCGCCCAAACUGGCGGCUCCCAGUUGCCGGAUACUCAAGAAGUCCUUGCCUCAUCCCAACCCACCAACUCACAGCCCUCACAAUCAGAGCAACAGCAACAACCCCACACGCUUGGCGGCAGCGGUAACGGUGGCGGCAUUCCGCCCUCGAACCAGCAGAACCACACCGCGCCGAUAACCGACAUCCUCAAUACAGCGGCAGAGGGGGCGGUAGAGGAGACAGGGGAGAAGCUGCAAAUAAUGCUGGACGAGUCGGCCGUGGCGAUACUUUACUCCGAGCUGGUGCGGCGGAGCUCGGGGCUGAGCGUCGAGCAGCUGGAGCAAAUCAACGCGGCCAUUAUGGACGCAAUUUGGGAGUUCCGGACCGACUGGAACAGGAACCACGUCUGCAAAGCGGUAGCGACUGCGUUCAAUGAGGUUAUCGAGGACAUUGAGACUAUGCAGGCGAUUUUGCCGCCGUCGCAAGAUAAGUAAUGUGGUUGUAUGUGCGCGGCAUGCAGCGAGCAUUGAAAUGAGCGUUGGGUUAUGGUUACGUCGACGGCCGAUACCUAGGGAUGAAGUUUUGUCCGACAGGCUGUAUCAUAGAGCUUGAAAAGCUGGUUGUGGUCGAUCUGGUAUCGGAUUGACGGACGAGGGCGGACGGACUGCUUUUCUCCCCUUUUUCCUUUUGGCACCGAAAACUCUCUUGCAUGGAGGUCUGUCGUCAGAUUCUGGUUUUUCUCUUUCCUUAUCUCUCUUGGGACAGUUUUUUUCACGUUUACAUACGGCAAUGUGACAGCAGCGGCUACAUAGUUUUCUUGAGUUUUGGGAGGGCGGGAGGUCUAGAGCUUGCCUGGCUGGUCUCUGCUCACUUUUGUCUUUUUUGUUUACAUCGCGAUCACGAGGGCGAGCAUGAGCUGAUGGGAAACAGCGAGAGAAGAAAAGAUAGCAUUGAUGGAAGAAACAACGACUAAGU
Aplosporella prunicola CBS 121167 is the source of this 5644-nucleotide messenger RNA. RefSeq lists its product as uncharacterized. The record is from RefSeq and is a predicted model, not a curated record. The coding region runs from base 268 to 5163 and encodes 1631 amino acids. Gene Ontology annotation, biological process: positive regulation of transcription by RNA polymerase II. Gene Ontology annotation, cellular component: nucleus. Lineage: Eukaryota; Fungi; Ascomycota; Dothideomycetes; Botryosphaeriales; Aplosporellaceae. Gene Ontology annotation, molecular function: ATP hydrolysis activity; chromatin binding; ATP binding. The transcript has 4 exons.